AUGUGGUGGUACACAGGAGCUGUGGUAGAUCCGAAGAAAGCGUGUCGGGCCCGUGCAGUCAGCAACGAUGGAAGAGAACCACACAAACGGCCAAUUUCGCAUUUUCGUAAAAUCGAAGGAACAUUAUUCUCGUCCAACCAGAAAGCACCAUGUCGAGCUGUUGCUGCUGCACAACCAGACCACAGCGCUGAGAGGUCUGAGAAGGAGGUGCUGAGAGAGCUAUCCAAGCAUCUGAUGACAAGAUUGCAGUACGCCAACUUCAAGGUCGAGCAUGGUUGGUCAAAACAAUCGCUCUCGGAAGUCGAGAAUCUCUACUAUCGUCAGAACCAGUCCGGAACCAGCAUCACCGCCUCGACCGCGGCCCCCAAUGCAAGGAAGAGCACUUCGACCUCGCCCAACAACAACAACAACAACACGGCUGCAAAAGCAGCCUCUACGCCCGGCGCUACCACUGCUGCUGGCGGGCAAGCCCAAGGAGGUGUAGGGUCGAGGUUGUUCAAGGAGGCAGCUGUGAAGAAGAUCGACAUCGAAGGUGGGGACGUCUUUGGCGGAUAUGGUCUAGCUACACCACCUGCCUCGGCUGGCAGCGUACCUGGUGCGACGUCGUACCUCACAAGCAAGCGUGGUCGAUCGGUUUCUUCCACGCCCAUCUCGCCACCAAACACCAGCACGAACUCUUCGGCAAGCAAAGCAGGUGACGCACAAAAACGUUCGCCGAACAACGCCGCCAACAACAACAACAACAACAACAAUGCUUCGCGAUCAGCAGCACAGGCUACCUCGUCGACGGCAAGUGCUGCUGCAGGUGGAGCAACAAGCUAUGCAGAUUUCUGGAGUCGUGUCGGCAGCUCGACCGUUUCAACAGCCGGUCCGAGAUCAUCGAUCAGUCCGAGCAAGAAGAGAAGCGCGGAUCAAGUCGCAGCAGAGUCGAGCGCUGCUGAAGCACCUCAACCUUCUGGCCCUGUGAGCCCGCACAAACGGGUUCGAAUGGAACCCGAUGCCGAUCGGUCCGCUUCGAGCAGUCCUGCGAAAGCGGCGCUCUCCGAACGAGGUCCUAGUUUCGCCGCUAACAGCUCUCGCCGACAUUGA
Pseudozyma hubeiensis SY62 is the source of this 1089-nucleotide messenger RNA. RefSeq lists its product as hypothetical. The record is from RefSeq and is a predicted model, not a curated record. The transcript is spliced from 4 exons. Lineage: Eukaryota; Fungi; Basidiomycota; Ustilaginomycetes; Ustilaginales; Ustilaginaceae. The coding region runs from base 1 to 1089 and encodes 362 amino acids. Gene Ontology annotation, molecular function: transcription coregulator activity. Gene Ontology annotation, cellular component: cytoplasm; SBF transcription complex.